Messenger RNA from Raphanus sativus (radish), 240 nucleotides. Its product is annotated as defensin-like protein 22. The coding region runs from base 1 to 240 and encodes 79 amino acids. The record is from RefSeq and is a predicted model, not a curated record. Lineage: Eukaryota; Viridiplantae; Streptophyta; Magnoliopsida; Brassicales; Brassicaceae. Gene Ontology annotation, cellular component: extracellular region. Gene Ontology annotation, biological process: defense response to fungus. The transcript has 2 exons.
AUGGCCAGUGUGAAAGUUUUUUCUUUUGCUUUGUUUCUUGUCCUCCUCUUCUCAGUUGAUGUUGAAGGAUAUGUGUUAGAAGGUAAUUCCAAGUGUUGCAAUACCCACCCAGAAUUUGGGAAGUGCGACCCAAUCUCUGACAAUAGGAGAUGCAACCAAUGGUGUCUUCAAGGUUGUGACAAUAAAAAAGGGGGUUUCUGCAAACGUAUUAACGGAGGACAAUGCCAUUGUUAUUGUUAA